AUGGAAUCAAACGAUACCAAUACAAAAGAUUGUUCUACUAUAUAUCGUUUUCAAUUUGCAAGUAUAGCUUUUCUAUGUAGUGUUUAUCUUCCAUUUACAUCUCAUUCAAAUAUAUGGUCACUUUAUACACAACCAUUUACACCAGUUAAUUGUUCGAUGAAUAAAAAUUCAAUUAUUUCUGGAUUAACAUUAAAUGUUUCAAUAAAAUCAAUUCUUCCAAUUCGCAUUAAAAAUCAUAAUCGAACAGAUUGUUGCCCUUGUAAGGAAAUUUUUAACGGAAAUAUACAUGAUAAACGUUUAUUGAUUCGUUGUCAAUCAUGGAUUGCAAAUCUGCAUGAAUUAGAAGUACGAAAAGCAACUAUUAUCGAUGAAGUAAGUUCAAUAUCGUACUCAAAAGUAUAA
This is a messenger RNA of Rotaria sp. Silwood1, 402 nucleotides long. Lineage: Eukaryota; Metazoa; Rotifera; Eurotatoria; Philodinida; Philodinidae. The record is from the annotation of a GenBank genome assembly.